This is a messenger RNA of Ochotona curzoniae (black-lipped pika), 697 nucleotides long. It is a transcript of the gene EIF1, whose product is annotated as eukaryotic translation initiation factor 1. NCBI's taxonomy places the organism in Eukaryota, Metazoa, Chordata, Mammalia, Lagomorpha, Ochotonidae. Gene Ontology annotation, molecular function: ribosomal small subunit binding; translation initiation factor activity; RNA binding. The record is from RefSeq and is a predicted model, not a curated record. Gene Ontology annotation, biological process: translational initiation. Gene Ontology annotation, cellular component: eukaryotic 43S preinitiation complex. Bases 181 to 522 code for a protein of 113 amino acids. The transcript has 4 exons.
GGCGGCUAUAUAAGGCAGCCCGGGCGCCGCCCCGCCGCCCCAGUCGCUGAGCCGCCGCCGAGAACGCAGCAGCCUCCCCCGCGAGCCCCCUCGCUUCCCGACGCUCCGUCCCCCCCGCCCGCCUUCUCCCGCCGCAGCCUUCCGCAGGCCGUUUCCACCGAGGAAAAGGAAUCGUAUCGUAUGUCCGCUAUCCAGAACCUCCACUCUUUCGACCCCUUUGCUGAUGCAAGUAAGGGUGAUGACCUGCUCCCCGCUGGCACUGAGGAUUAUAUCCAUAUAAGAAUCCAACAGAGAAACGGCAGGAAGACCCUUACCACUGUCCAGGGGAUCGCUGAUGACUACGAUAAAAAGAAACUGGUGAAGGCGUUUAAGAAGAAAUUUGCCUGCAAUGGGACGGUCAUUGAGCAUCCAGAAUAUGGAGAAGUGAUUCAGCUCCAGGGCGACCAGCGCAAGAACAUCUGCCAGUUCCUGGUGGAGAUUGGACUGGCUAAGGACGACCAGCUGAAAGUUCAUGGGUUUUAAGUGCUUGUGGCUCACAGAAGCUUGUGUGAGGAUUUCCUUGCAAUGAGUAGACUUGCCCUUGUGUCCCUUGUCACAAGUUUAAAAAACCUCACAGCUUGUAUAAUGUAACCAUUCGGGGUCCACUUUUAACUUGGACUAGUGUAACUCCUUCAUGCAAUAAACUGAAAAGAGCCAU